AUGGAUGCGCGUGAUUCGAUUCACGAUGUCUUCAGUACCGAGCACCUGUGGAGGCAGCCUUCCUUUUUUGACGAUGAUUCCCAAGAGUCGUCGCUCUUCGCUCCCCUCGAGCUAGACAUCUCCUCAAUCAGAUUUGACCAUCCUUACGCGCCCAAACAUGACCUCGAACGCGAACUGCGACUGCCUGAUCUGGACACGUUCGAAUUUGGGCCCCUGCCUGAGCUCGACAGUUUCGACGACGAUAGCAUUCCCAUCGAAACACCGCCCUUAGAGCCCGAAGAAGACGUCUGGAAGGUAGCCCUUGACCUGGGACCUGCGAAUAAGGAUGUCCUGUUCUAUACCUGGGAGUCGUUCGAAAAGGGAAGGCACGUCGAAAGCCAGACACCAUACAUAACCGAGCAUGGCCCCGAGACCUUCGAUGCGACGCUGAUGCGAGACGAGGGCAAGAAUGCUGGUCGGAUACUGAAAGGAGAUGUACUCUUGCAAUCGCUCUGGAACCUUGGUCUAGGCCGAUCCUCUAUACUCUUCCAGUUCAACCCAAAGCUGAAGACGUUCCAGCCCGCCAUACCGGAUGGACGAGCUUCGGGACUGAGCCUACAAGCAGCGCAGAGCUUGAUCCUGUACUUUACUUUCAUCGGCAACACAUUCCUUUAUCUACGCUCUUUCGCAGAGCGCACCUUUGCCUCGGCAGCGUCGAUCCCCGCAAGAGUGGCUCUGGCCACAUCAAUAUCGAGCGUCCUUUCAAGCCUGGAAGAUACCCUAGGAAAGCAAUCUACCAAGAUCCGCUCGCUCAUCCAGCUUCAGCACCAGUUUGCGAAGCCUCGCAAUAUCCUUGUUCACGUUGCUCGUAUGGCAGAUGCUGUCAAGCAUGCUAAAACCAACGAGCAACUGUCGUCCAUAUUACACCACCGCCUGCUUGAGCUGGAAGAGGGGGAUGAACAGCUUCGACAGCUCUCAUGCCAGGUGCUCAGUCAAGUAUCCAGACCAAGCUUGGAGCUCCUCGGGGAAUGGAUGGGCAUCAGGAAAGAGCAAGUUUCUGUGCCCAUUUGGCAGCGCAAUAGCUUCGUAACUGUUGAAGACCCCACUGGCGAUACUCUUACAUUAGACUACACGUACAGAUCCGAAAUGAUGCCAAGGUUCAUUUCCCCAGAAGACGGUAACACGAUAUUUGAGACAGGUCACAGUCUUCGCUUCUUGAAAUUGCAGCACCCCUAUCAUCCCCUGGCUCGCCUUGAUGGGUUAGCAGUUCAGCCUCCGGACAUGGAUUGGGGCUUUCAAUGGCAAGAUAUCGAGAUACUAGCGUCAAAGGCAAAAGCGUACGAAGAGAGGCUCCGACAAGCAUUGCUCGCUUUCAGCACAGGAUCACAUGACGAAACAGCUGCUCUCUCUACCCAAUCAGCACCCAAGUUUGCGACUGAGAUCCCGACGAACUCUCAAGAUCUCGAUCGAUACUUUGAAGACUCUAUCCGGCGCAUGGAUGACACACCGAAAUGGUCGUGUCAAGCGCUGCCAGACGAGCUGCAGCUUCUCAUAGAGGGGACACUAGAGAGAACAAGUGAAAAUGGCGAGGCCGUAUCCAAUACGUUCUCGCCACCCAUGUCUUUAGCAUCUACUCUGUCGUUCCGCCCCCUCAUCACCGCACAAGCGAAACUAGUCAACGCAGCCACGAUUCGCUUGUUCUUUCGGUCACAUCAGCUGCGACUUCACCUGUCACUGCAGCGGCAGUACCACCUUCUAGGUGAUGGUGUCUUCUCAUCCCUAUUAGCAACCGCCCUAUUUGAUCCCGACCGCGAGAGUGCCGAGCGUCACAAAGGAAAGAUGCGUAGUGGAGUACAUAUGGGGUUGCAACUAGGGUCCCGAACGUCAUGGCCACCAGCAAGCUCGGAGCUUCGAUUGGCAUUGCGAGGCGUUCUCAGCGAGAGCUACUAUUCCUCGACGCUCUACCAGUCAACACAAGGCGAUGAAGUUGUAGCUGCACCUACAGCGCUUCUCAACAACAGAGACAACGAUGAGCUUCCCGGACAGCUCAACUUCGCUAUUCGCAACCUCACCGAGGCGGAACAGGAGAAGGUCAUGGACCCUGAUGCGUUACAUGCUCUCGACUUCCUGCGGUUACAAUACGUGGCGCCUGCCCCGCUCAAUCUGGUGAUCACGAGUACCUCUCUAGACAAGUACGACUACAUCUUCAAAUUCCUGCUACGGCUUCUGCGCAUGCUGUUCGUCGUCUCGCAUCUACCACGCGAGUAUGCAGAUAGCAACGCUCGUUACUUCAGGGCCGAGGCGUAUCACUUCGUGAUAACGCUCACCAACUAUGUCUUCCAGACCGGCAUUGCAGAGCCGUGGGACGACUUUGACACCUUGGUUCGGACUGUCGAGACCAGGUUGAACGAGGAAGACGCAGCCGGCGAGCUCGGAGUGCGUGUCACGGAAGGUGUUGCAUCUCUGCGCGAUUCGCAUGAGAGAUGCCUGGACAGCAUCUUGUUUGCGCUCUUACUCCGGAAGCGACAGCGCAAGAUCAUGGCCCUUGUAGAAGAAAUAUUCGACCACAUCCUUCUCUUCGCCAAGAUGCAGAAUGCCAACACACAACAGACGGAAGAAAGUGUGAAAGGUCUUUACGCGAAACUCAGAGGAAAGAUACGGGUGUUCUUGAGUGUGUGCCGAGGCCUGACAGGCAAACAGGGCUACGGCAAAGGAAGAGGCACUGCAGAAGAGAAUCAAAUGGAGCGGCUGGUAGUCGCAAUGGAAAUGAACGGCUACUUCGCUUGA
Alternaria incomplexa is the source of this 2766-nucleotide messenger RNA. RefSeq lists its product as uncharacterized. NCBI's taxonomy places the organism in Eukaryota, Fungi, Ascomycota, Dothideomycetes, Pleosporales, Pleosporaceae. Gene Ontology annotation, molecular function: microtubule minus-end binding; gamma-tubulin binding. The record is from RefSeq and is a predicted model, not a curated record. The coding region runs from base 1 to 2766 and encodes 921 amino acids. The transcript has 2 exons. Gene Ontology annotation, biological process: spindle assembly; mitotic cell cycle; microtubule nucleation. Gene Ontology annotation, cellular component: gamma-tubulin complex; spindle pole; centrosome.